CAGCAGCAAAGAAAAAAAAACAGCAAAAGCAAUCAAUCAAUUCGUUGGUCAGGGUUUGGGCACUUGAAGAAGAAGAAGGAGAUGGAGAGUAGAAUACAGGAAGCUAUGCGUUCUCGCCUGCAGCAUUUCAGAGACCAAUCCGACUCUUUAACUUUUGAGGGAGUUCGAAGAUUAUUGGAGAAAGACUUGGCUUUAGAUACAUAUGCAUUGGAUCCACAUAAGAAGUUUGUCAAGCACUUGUUAGAGAAGUACUUAAGUGGCACAGAAGAUGAUGACGAUGUUUCCAAGGGUUCGAAACAAAAUAAGUUAGAAGAUGUUAAAAUGGAAGAGCUACCUAAAGAAUAUACGGUAACAGCAGAUGAAUCAACAGUUGGAGAUUCUCCAGUUAUGGAACUUUCAUCAGCAAAGGAAUCAGCCAAAUCUGGAAGCUCUGAAACUCAGGGCAAUGCAGAUGAGAAAAUACCUACCGAGACCAUGAUAAAGGAGGCCCUAUGGAACAAGGCAACUUAUUUUAGAUCCAACUCUGAGGAACUGACUGUGGCUGGUGUACGUCGGCUGUUAGAGGAAGAUCUUGACCUCAAAAAGUUUUCUCUUGAUUCAUUUAAGAAACUAAUAAGUAAGCAAUUAGAUGAGGUCCUAAAUUUUGAAAACGACUCACCAAAAAAGAGGGGAUCCAAAUUAGAUGCUGAUGGUGAAAAUGAUCAUAUAGAAGCUGAAGUAAAACCAAAAAAGAAAUUGGCCCCAAAAGCAAAAGUUAAUAAAUCUGAAGGGCCUAGGAAACGUAAUAGACCUGCUCAUGAGACUAAGCGUGGGAAAAAAAAGAUCAAGAAUGAUGAAGAAAACUCUGUUGAGAAGAACUAUGUAAAAGAUGUGGAUGAUGAAUCUGAAUCUUCUGCUGAAAAACCUGUGAAGAAGGAAGUGGUAUCAUAUGGAAAGAAAGUGGAGCGCCUGAGAUCAAUUAUUAAGGCUUGUGGGAUGAGUAUUGGUCCUAACGUAUACAAGAAAGCAAAGCAAGCUCCUGAGGACAAACGUGAGGCUUUCUUACUUAAGGAACUGCAAAACAUUCUCUCGAAAGAAGGAUUAUCGGCAAACCCUUCUGAAAAAGAAAUCAAAGAAGUGAAACGGAGAAAGGAAAGAGCUAAAGAGCUGGAAGGUAUUGAUACAAGCAACAUUGUUGUUGGUUCACGUAGAAGGUCCGCAUUUGAUUUUGUGGCCCCACCAAAGCCCAAAGCACCUAUUGAAAGUGAUGAUGAUGAUGAUGAUGAUGCAGAAGAUAGUGACAACGAAGAAGGAAAUGGUUCUGAAGACACUGAUAAUGAUAAUGGAAAUGGUUCUCAAGACACUGAUAAUGAUAAUAAAGAUGGUGAUGAUAUACACGAGGUUGAUACGCUCCAUAAAGAUGGUGAUGAUCUACAUGAGGAUGAUACACUCCGUGAUGAGGUUCAGGAAAGUAACACAUCAUAAGCGUUUGUUUCUUUCUUUUGUACUAAUCGUUUGUGAUAAAUUGUAUCAACAAAACUAUUUAGGUAAAUACCCAGAUAUAGCACACUAGCAAGUUUCUAAGGGUCUAUUGUCUAAAAUUCUUGAGUACUUUUUGAUUUGUCC
Messenger RNA from Erigeron canadensis, 1605 nucleotides. RefSeq names its product otolith matrix protein OMM-64-like. NCBI's taxonomy places the organism in Eukaryota, Viridiplantae, Streptophyta, Magnoliopsida, Asterales, Asteraceae. The record is from RefSeq and is a predicted model, not a curated record. Gene Ontology annotation, cellular component: nucleus. Bases 82 to 1464 code for a protein of 460 amino acids. The transcript has 8 exons.